This is a messenger RNA of Culex pipiens pallens (northern house mosquito), 2956 nucleotides long. RefSeq names its product serine protease gd-like. Gene Ontology annotation, biological process: proteolysis. NCBI's taxonomy places the organism in Eukaryota, Metazoa, Arthropoda, Insecta, Diptera, Culicidae. Bases 370 to 1845 code for a protein of 491 amino acids. The transcript is spliced from 3 exons. The record is from RefSeq and is a predicted model, not a curated record. Gene Ontology annotation, molecular function: serine-type endopeptidase activity.
AAAUUUUUCGAACAGGUUUUAUUUUAAUAACAUUCAUAAAUAAUCAUUUUAUUGCUUAAAAAUUAAGUUUUCCUGAGCUCCAAUAUUCAAAUACAUGGAAGCUGUCAUUACUAACAAAAUUGACCACCUAGCGGCCAUUUCAAACUGGAUUCGUCUAUUACCAUAAUCUCACAAAACAUAUCGGGUUUGGGUUUGGAUAUUUGGUUUGGUUUGGUCGCCAAACUCAUGCAAAGAUCCUGAACUAUUUCAAACCAGACGGCAAAAUUCAUUGUGCGUGAAGUGAUCAGUGCGAGAAGAUCACUCCUUCUAGAAUUCCAUCAAAUUCUGUAGUGUUUAUUUUAAGCAUUGUGUUUUAAGUUGAACUCUUCUAUGGCACACUCAUCGACAAUAAAAAGAUACUUUCUAGGUUUAGCAUUGUGUUUUCUGGUACUGAAACUAGCACAAUCUCAAAAGUCGCCAUGUCCAAACAUAUUUACCUACACGAUUUACCCGGGCACCGAUCAAGUGGUUGGUUUCUUGAAAAUUCGCAACAUUCAGGUUGGACAGGUGACCCAGAUCAACCUUCUCAUGACCAUCCAGGCAAAACUUCCGACGAAAAAUGUCGGAUCCAUCGUCCUCAUCAAGUCCCGCGAGGCAACGUUCAACGACAUCGUUCGCGGUGAGCCCGCCAAAUUCCUGGUCAACUUCCCCCUGAAAAAUAUCCUGCCAACGGUGGUGGGUAUCAAGCUCAACGGACGAACCAUUUGCCAGGGCCGCAGUACUAUCAAACGGAGAGGAACCGUAACGACCAUCAACCUGGAGCACAAGCUGUUUACUCAGCUAGCUUCCCCGAAGGUGUCCAAAACGGCAGUCGUACCGUACAAGCCACGUGCUGCCACGCUGAAUAGCUUGGCUCGUCAACCACAGUCUUCUACAAAUAAAAAGACUCAGUCGCGAGCGAAACCUAGAACAUCGUCAACUUCUUCAGUUGGGCGGGUUGUUCAAAGCAGACCUACAACUCCGCGACCACAAUUCUACACGAAUGUCGUGAAGUCACCGACUACCUCUAGAUUCACGUGUGGCCGAGCAUCGAGCGCAAACCUCAACAAACUCUCGAUCAACGGCCUAACCGUGGACAAGGGCCAAUUCCCAUGGAUCGUGCCACUGUUCGAUCGAACCCACCCUCGAUCGCCGCAAUUCUUCUGCGGCAGCACGAUCAUCUCGGACCGGUUCCUCAUCACGGCGGCUCACUGCGUGUUCGACGGAGAGGAAUUCUUCCAAGCUCAGCGGAUCAUGGCAGUGCCGGGCAUGUACAACAUCGACAACUUCUUCGACGAUCACGCGCAAAUUGUGGACAUUGACCGGAUCAUCCCGAACGAGGAGUACAUCCACGAGGACGACACUAACGACGCGGACGUGGCCGUGCUACGGCUGAAGAGUGCGCUGGAGUUUACCGACUACAUCAUCCCGAUCUGUCCCUGGCAGGGAGAGAACGACCUGCAGAAGAUCGUUGGCCAGGAGGGAAUCGUAGCAGGCUGGGGACUGACCCAGUUUGGAACAGCGUCGACAAAUCCGACCUACGUCAGGUCGCGGGUGGUCGACCGAUGGGGUUGCAUUCGGAACCUGAACCGGAUGUAUCCGAAGUACGCGAGGAUCUUCUGUGGUGACGGAGAGGGAUCGGUGCCGUGCAACGGAGAUUCCGGUAGUGGGUUGGUGAUCAAACGGGGAAAUCAGUACUAUCUGCGUGGGGUGGUGUCGAAGGGACUGCUGGACCCGAACACGCUCAAGUGUGACGCGAACAAGUUUGCCAUUUUUAUCGAUAUAGCACCCUUCCGGUUCUGGCUGAGGUCAGUUACGAAAGGAUAGUAAGCAGUUGCAUUUGACCAGGUUUAUUUACAAAUAAAUACCGUAAACCGGGUUGACUUUGAUAGGAUUUCAUUUUGUUUUUGGAAUAUUUUCCAACUGGUAGGGUUUUUUCUCAAGAUUAUUUUUUUUAAAACAUGUACUGGGGUAGGCCACACAAAGUCCAUGCACUAUUUUGGAAAAACAGUUUUUUCAAUAGUGUUUAGAAAAAUAGUUACGAUAAAAAAUCUUAGUUUAAAUUCCGGGGUGACUUUGAUAGUCAUAGUUUUUCAUGUUAAAAUCAUAUUUAAUAUGUUCAAACUUUAUUUGUACGUCUAUUGUACCAUCACUGAAAUUUGUUAUAACUAGUUUUGUUUAUAAAAUUAUCGAUUUAUAUUGCGUUUUAUACUGAAUUCGAAGCACGAGUCACAAGUUUUCACAUUUUACAUGAAAUUCGUUCAACUGAAAUUGCCUAUAAAUUUAGAGAUUUUUUAAUUGUGUUUCAAAAACACAUAUUAUUUAUUAUUUUCAAACUUAUUUAACCUUCUCCUAGUGAAAAAUUGUCCAAAGAAUCCGAACAUGCAUACCGUUUUCCGAUUCAAAAUCAUGUUCCUUGAGAAAAUCAUGACAUUUUGAGACGUUUAAAAUAAUGACUUUCAUCAACAUUUUCUUAACUAUAUUUAACUAACUUUUCAAACAUUUCAAAAUUUUAUAAAAAGUUCUUCUUGAGGUACUUUGAACACUUCUCUACCACGGUCAGUAUGAUUCUAAACCAUUCCGUACGUAUUUUAAUUGUACUUUUCCAGUUGCGGAAAAAUCGCAAACCUAUCAAAGUCACCCCGUUUUACGGUACAAACACAUUGACUUCUGUUUUUAAUUUCGAUGUCUUUUUUCGAUUCUUUGUGCUACAAAAUUACUCUAAAUAUGUUCCAAAAAUCUGGGAAUUCGUAAUCCAAGAUGGUGGCCAAUAUGGCCGCGAUGGAAAUGGUGGGAUCAACCAUCAUUUGACUGAUUUAGGGGUUCGUUAAACUCAAAAUUUUACUUAAAAAAUAUAAUAAAAUGAAAUAAAGGAAAAAAUAUAUUAUUAUUCAUGCGUUGAUUACAUAGGCCAAUUUUUUUCCGUACAACCACAAUU